Molecule: messenger RNA, 1640 nt
Organism: Patiria miniata (bat star)
Lineage: Eukaryota; Metazoa; Echinodermata; Asteroidea; Valvatida; Asterinidae
Product: proton-coupled folate transporter-like
Exons: 5
Coding region: 1-1521 (506 amino acids)
Biological process (GO): transmembrane transport
Cellular component (GO): plasma membrane
Molecular function (GO): transmembrane transporter activity
Source: RefSeq, a predicted model, not a curated record
AUGACGAUUAGCGAGACGGAAGUAACUCCCAUCUCACCAUCCAAGACGACGUCAAGUCGCGAGCGGGCGCGACGCCGUUGGGUGACGGUAGAACCCGUCGUAUCCCUGACGGUAGUCGGUUACAUCACCAUCGGUCUACUCAGACCAUUCUACCUGAAGAGCCGUCUAGGGGAAUUGAUGUUCAACAUCACAGAGCAAGAAGAGAUUGCCAAGUGUCAAGCCAACAAAUCCGAUGGUGGUGUCACAGAGGAUGAGAUCCAAUCAGAAGCUUCGCUGUGGCUGUUGUAUUUGUCUGCAGCUACAAAUAUACCCGUUGUAGUGAGUUCAAUUGUGAUUGGUACCUUAAGCGAUCGUCUGGGUCGGAAGUUAAGUUUGGUAAUGGCAAUAAUUGGCUACAUCUGUCAAGAGAUCGUGUAUAUCCUAACCGUCUACUACAAACUCCCUCUUCCAGUUCUCUUAGUUGGUGACUUCUUGCAAGGAGUGGGUGGGGGCUUCAUGACGCUGUUCGCUGGUUGCAUAUCGUAUAUCAGCGACAUUACGUUAGAAAAGCAGAGAACCAUACGAAUCGCAGUUGUAGAGAUGAUGAUGUUUUUCAUGGGUGGUGUUGUUCAAGUUGGUGCCGGUUACCUGUUGAGCGCUUUUGGUCCCAUCCCGCCUCUAGCGGUGGCAUUGGGGCUUAAUGUCCUGUGCCUGAUGUAUGUCGCCAUUCCAGGUAUUCUGAUCGAAACUGUAGAUCGUAAUACCAUUCCCGAACAUCGUAAAGGGUUCAAGGAUGCUGGUAUGAGCGUGGUCAAGCUUCUCAAGUUCAACGAGAAUGGCCGUCGAUGGCAGAUGCUUCUUCUAAACUUCUUUAUCUUCUUUGUUAUGUUGAACGUUAACGGAGUCAUGACUAUCUUUAUCCUGUAUGGUACGGCCGAACCGUUCUGCUGGUCAGCUGUUACCGCUGGAUUGGCCGGAGCGUUUGGUUUUAUUACUGGAUCGAUUGGAAUGGUGGCUGGUACCAAACUGUUUUCCUUCUGCUUGGGCGAGUACUGGAUUAUGCAAAUCAGCUGCUUGAGUCUUCUUGCUUUCAACGUUGUGAUGAGCGUUUCGAAUACGACAUUGCUGGUCUUCAUUGCGAAUGCCGUAGGUGCUCUACGGGGUAUGGGAGUUCCGAUCGCACGAUCAGUCCUGUCAACGAUCGUAGAUCCAAGUGAAAUUGGUGCAGCCUUUUCCAUCGUUGCCUGCAUAGAUAACUUAUCAAGUUUCACAUCGAGCCUGAUGAUUCCUAGCAUCUAUGCAACUACUGUGUCAUUCAUGCCCCAGGUUAUCUUCUAUGUGCUAUCCGGUUUGUCCAUCAUCCCCAGUGGGAUUAUUUUAAUAUUGCAGAUCCACUGGCCGCGAAGGAAAGACUACAAAGCACUCGAGGACAGCGGUAUCUACGAGGAUGGUCCAAGAGAAGAGGAUUUGAAAGAAAAAGCCGCCACCACCUACAUGAGUAUUCCGAAAACAGUACAAAUUAAGGAAAGCACAGAUUUCUGAAGACGUCGACGGAAUAAGUCUUAAUCUUGAACGAAAGGGGGCGAUUUAGGGAAUAAACAGACGUGUAUCCAAGGUUACUGACGUAUGCAUGCUGCUUUUUUACAAUCUGUACUUUUAGA